AUGGACUUUUCAUGGCUCGAUAGAAGUUAUCUCAUAGACUGGAUCCUCGUGGUCGUCUGGUACUCGUUGUCCAACAUUUUCAUCUACGUACCAGUCUUUGAACGCGAUAUCCCACCGCAAGAUGCCGCAAUCGGGCACACACAUCGCCCAAAUCAGGUGAACGGAGCGAUGCUACACUUGCUCAGCGACGGUAUCCCCAUCGCUGUUGUUCUGAUCAUGGCGUUAACACGUCGUUCAUUGAUCGAGCUUCACCAUGGAUUGCUCGCAUUCUUCUCCAGCACGUCUUUGCAGAGACUCGUGGUUGGUUUCCUAAAGAAUAGAGUCGGUAGACUGCGGCCCGAUUUUCUCGACCGCUGCCAAUGGAAUGGAAGAUAUUGUACCGGGUACAGCCCCUUCUAUUCCGCCGAUACCAGCUUGAUUCGAGAUGGUCGACGAUCGUUUCCCUCUGGACACUCUAGUGCCGCGUUUGCCGGAAUGGCAUUUCUCUUCUUUUACUUUGCAGACAAGACAGACUGUUUCAGGAAGCGACCCCAAUUUGCCCCUCGCUCGUGGCGAAGUAGCGUCUUGCUGCGCGUUUCCAUUACCAUUUCGCCCUUGUUCCUCAGUACUUGGAUAGCGGUGACCCGCCUAGAAGACUAUGCAAGUUUCUUUCUUUUCUUCCCUCUGGACCUUGCUAACGAGUCGUUUGUUAGCGCCAUCACAAAGGAUGUCAUUGUCGGGAGUCUUAUCGGUACAUUGUCAUCCUGGCUGAUGUAUCGAGUCUACUUCCAAGACCCAUUCUCGACAAGCCGAGAACCAGCUGGGGAGCCCCGUGCGGUGUAUACCUCUGCAUGGAGUCAGCACGGACAAGACGAGUUUAUGGAGCUCAAUCAACUCGAAGAACAAGUUCGCCUUCAGGACUCGACGGCAGACACUCGUGUUUGA
Molecule: messenger RNA, 924 nt
Organism: Serendipita indica DSM 11827
Lineage: Eukaryota; Fungi; Basidiomycota; Agaricomycetes; Sebacinales; Serendipitaceae
Source: the annotation of a GenBank genome assembly